GGAGAAAGAAUCAAUUUAGUGUAAAUAUUUUAGUUAAUAGGGUAUUUCUGUUACCUGCCCUAAAGUCUUUUUUUUUUCCCUUCCACUCAAUUUUCUGGGUUUUGGAGCUAGGGGUUGAUCUCGCUUCCUACCAAUUCCCCUUGUGCCAAAGCUUCCCUCUUUUGUUUGUAGCUGUAGGUAAAUUAUGUCUUUGGAUAGUUACAUAAAGAAGUGGCUGGGACCUCUCCACCCAGCUUGGAAAAGGGAAGCAAAGCAGCCUCGUUACAGUCAAGAAAUUUUCGGUGAAAUUAUGGAUGAAUUUGAGAAAAGCAGAAAUUCCCUUCCGUGCCAGGUGAUGUUCAAUUUGUAUCCUCAGAAUGAGAAUAUAGAUAUUUAUACCAAAAGGGCUUCUUUAAAAGCUUCUCCAUCUGUCGUUUUUCUUCAAUUUUUCUCUGGAGAAGAUGCGACAUGUGAAUGUUCUGGCUUUAUUAUUGAAAGCACUAAUACAUACACCAUAAUAUUAACGGCCGCAAGUACAAGUUUUGAAACUGAUGAUACCAAGGUUAUCGUGCACGUGUCAGAUGGAAGAUCAUUUGAUGGUCAAAUUGAGGCCUAUGAUCUCCAUUAUAAUAUAGCUGCCAUAAAAAUUCAAUUAGACACACCGCUUCCAACUGCAUCUCUGGCUUAUUUAGAUGAUUCCAUCACAAUUGAUCCAAGUCACAAUGUUAAAGAGGAAUCAUUUCAACUUCGUCCCCAUUCAAGUUCCUUUAAUAUUAUUCCUGGAGAUCUAGUUAUAGCGCUUGGCCGUUUUAUUAGACACCCCUACUUUCAAGGCCAUUCUAUCAUGGCUGCUCCUGGUUUAUUCAGCAUUAGUCGUUGCCGCCAUGACUGUAAAGAGCUUUUCACAGCGUCUUGCAGAAUUACAAGCUGCGGUAUCGGGGGUCCACUUAUCAACAGGUUUGGAGGAGUUAUCGGUAUCUGCUUGCAUGAUGACAUAUCUACUGCAUUUUUGCCGAUUAAUAUAGCUUCCAUAUGGUGGGAGCAUUAUAAGAAAUAUGGGAAAACACGUCGACCGUGGCUCGGGAUGGAAGUUACUAAUCUUUAUGCAGCUCCAAUAGAAAUUUUGGAAAGAAUCAUUCAGAAGUUUCCAGAUGUCUUGAAAGGUGUUAUUGUUGAAGAGGUUGCACCUGGUUCUUCUGCAGAAGCUGCGGGGAUAAAAUACAAUGAUGUAAUAAUUCAAUUUGGUGGGAAAAGAAUUGAGUGCGUCUUGGAGUUAUUUGAAAGUACAUGGAACAAGGUUGGAGAACUUGUGAAGUUGGUUGUCAUAAGAGCAAGUGAUGAUGUUCCUGUGCAUCUUAGCAUGGUGCUGGAUGAGGCAAGAUCUGAAUAAUUUAUCCUGAUAAAAGUAGUCAGGAGCUAUGCCGCUGAUGACGUUUGUGAAACAUUCCAUGGUGGAAACAUUGGGUAUCGAAUUGGAAGUCUGAAAUUCUCAAGAGUACUUGUUGAUUAUUAUUUGCAGUAGAAAUACUAUUUGGUUUUUGGUAGUAUUUCAACUUGCUUAUUCCUAUUGCUAGAGUAUAAAAUUAGAAUGUUUUGUGUAUGAUAUAUCAAGUAAAAUUGGGAUGUUUGGCAA
Messenger RNA from Capsicum annuum, 1612 nucleotides. Its product is annotated as putative protease Do-like 14. The transcript is spliced from 10 exons. Bases 185 to 1369 code for a protein of 394 amino acids. Gene Ontology annotation, molecular function: serine-type endopeptidase activity; protein binding. NCBI's taxonomy places the organism in Eukaryota, Viridiplantae, Streptophyta, Magnoliopsida, Solanales, Solanaceae. Gene Ontology annotation, biological process: proteolysis. The record is from RefSeq and is a predicted model, not a curated record.